CACUUAAAAGUAGAAAGUUCGGUGGGAUUUUCUCUGGAAACAAACGGACGGGGAAGAAAUUUUGCCGAGCUUUUGGCUCCAAAAACCUGAGAUCAUUUGCUGAAGAAAGCAAAGACUAGAGAGUGACAAUGGGAGCAUCAUCUUCAACAGAGAAGAAGAGUGCGAGCGAACAACGAGAGGUGGAAAGUCUGGCUGCUUCCACAGGUUUUUUGCCGAUGCUUCAAAAUUCUUUCGCCAAGCUGGUCGAUCCUCAAACAAAUGCCAUCCCUCUCCAAUCCCUUCCGCAAGUCUUCUGUUUAAAUUUUAAAAACCUAGAUUGUGAAGCACCCAACUUUCCUGAUUCCUUUCUGGGAUUAUUGGAUCAUUUGGGGGAAUCCAUAGUGGAAUUAUUUUUCAUCUCUGAGAAAGGAGGAGUCAGUUGGAUAGAGUUUUUGAGCGGUUAUUUGCGAUGUUGUGGGAGGAUGCCUUCCUCAGUGGCGCUCAAUACUUUGCUGAGAGUAUUUGCGACAGCCUUUACAAAAGCCGGUCUUCCUUUGACACUGGAGUUCGAAUCCAGCGUUGAUGAUUGUAAGAUAAGUGGGUCUUUUCUAGCCACUGACGUUCGUAUGCUUCUCUGGAUGUGUUGGACUAUGUUGUGGGAUUCCAGAACUUCAAGAUGUAAAAAAGGCAAAGAAAAUCUCUGUCUUCCAGAUGUUAGUCACCUAAUACUAUCAGCAGUUUCUUCAUGUACUCAAGUAGACAGUGGUUUGAAUUUGUGGGAUUGUGACAUCUCAGCCUUGGAAGUUGAGCUUCCUGUUGGGAAGUUUCUUACCUGGGCAUUGACAACAGUACCAAGCCUUACAGAUUGCUUCACACAAUUUGUUAUUGCGAGACUUCAAAGUUCAGUUUCUUCAGAGCAGGAUAACUCAGAACCUUCAUCUUCAUUAUUAGAAAUCCCUCCAAGAGAUGUAUGCGAUAUUCACCUACUGACUCAUGGAAGAGCGUGGGCAAUUUCUCUUACACUCAGUGGUACAAUAAGUGCAGAGAUUUUGAAACCGUACUUACCUAGUGACAGUGAUGGGACAUUGGAAAAUCUUCUAUACCGAUCUUCUCUUCAUGGGAGAGGCUUGAACAGAUUUUGGUCUAACAUUGAGGGUUAUCAUGGGCCAUUGCUAUUUUUAGUUUCUGCUACUUCUGGAGAUCUCCAUGGGGAUGCUACCAGUAACAGAAAAUGGAUCAUAGGUGCACUUACACAGCAGGGUUUUGAAAAUAGGGAUACGUUCUACGGAAGCUCUGGAAGUCUAUAUGCUAUAAGUCCAACCUUCCAUGUUUUUCCACCUUCUGGGAAAGAUAAGAACUUUGUUUACAGCCGCUUGCAUCCUACUGGCCGAGCCUAUGAGCCACAUCCCAAGCCUGUGGGAAUUGCGUUUGGAGGAACCAUCGGGAAUGAAAGAAUACACAUAGAUGAAGAUUUUGCUAGAGUUACUGUUCGCCAUCAUGCAGCUGACAGAACUUACCAACCUGGUUCCCUUUUCCCAUCUCAGGGUUUUCUCGCUGUUGAAGCUUUGAUCUCUGAAGUUGAAGUCUGGGGAUUGGGUGGGAGGACAGCAAAGAAAGUCCAAGCAUCACAUAAGAAAAGAGAGGAACUUUUCAUUGAGCAAAGACGCAAGGUUGACUUGAAAACAUUUGCAAGCUGGGAGGAUUCUCCUGAGAAGAUGAUGAUGGAUAUGAUGUCCGACCCCAAUGCAGUACGCAGGGAAGAUCGCUAAAUUAAAUUGUGCAAGAUAUAUUCCUCAGAACUCUUUUUCCAAUUUGGUAGGUUUCGAGUGUAAAAGUCAUGUAUAAGAGUAGCAAGCGACAUGUAUAAGAGUGAGGUAGAUUAGGUGGAUAGCCCUGUGAUUAUUAAUGAUGUGGCUGGACGAAAGUUCCAGUGAAGAGCUGAUACAUGGUCGAGUUGAUACGACGCGUCGUAUGAAGGUGUGGUGUGGAUAUUUCACUACCGAGCUAUUAAUAGUAAUACUUUUCCUUUGUAAUGUUGGAGAUAAUCUGGAAUCUUUCUUGAAUUUGUUAAUGGACUUGUCUUCUUCCCUUUGUUUUA
Manihot esculenta (cassava) is the source of this 2077-nucleotide messenger RNA. RefSeq lists its product as uncharacterized. Lineage: Eukaryota; Viridiplantae; Streptophyta; Magnoliopsida; Malpighiales; Euphorbiaceae. The record is from RefSeq and is a predicted model, not a curated record. The transcript is spliced from 7 exons. The coding region runs from base 129 to 1748 and encodes 539 amino acids.